AUGACAUGUCAAAACUGUUUGAGAAAAGGUCACAACAAAACGACAUGUAAAAAUGAACCAGUUCAAAAGCCAGAGAAGAAAAAGAGAGGAAGACCAAAGAAAACUGUCGAUUCUUCAGACACUUCAUCUUUUCAGAAGAGGCCUAAGUUACCGGUUAAGAGAAAUGUCAACUCAAUUGUUCAAAAAGAGAGGGCAAUGAAAGUUCAUUUCAUAUCCUCAACAAAUAUGCCCGCUGCUCGUGCAAGUUCAAGUGGAAGAAAGGAUACAAGAGAGACGGGUGUUGAAAGUGGGACAAGCAGUGUAGUGGAGUCAGAAUCUAAUAUUGGGACUCAAUCUAGUGCA
Messenger RNA from Striga asiatica, 342 nucleotides. NCBI's taxonomy places the organism in Eukaryota, Viridiplantae, Streptophyta, Magnoliopsida, Lamiales, Orobanchaceae. The record is from the annotation of a GenBank genome assembly.